ACCCUGAGAACGGAAAUGCAGCGUCGCGGGCAAAGGCCCAAGCCAUACGUGCAUUAGCCAGCAUGGCAGAACAACCGGUGAAGAAUUGCACGAGAAUGACGAAGAACCACAUGAUCGUCCCCCCCGUUUUUCCACCUGCGUUUAAGAAUAUCUGUGCGACCGGUAGACCAGUCGGAGUGGCCAUGAUGUCCUCGUAGUCGGACAUGCAGAAGCAAAAGGUCACCGUGAGCAUCCAGCCCACAACACCAGAUACGAGGAUGGCGGCUCUAAUGGCAACGGGGCCUCGAAUCGCGGCAUCGUGGGUUUCUUCCGACAUGCUAUGCACCAGGAAAGAGAAUCCCUUGCUUCCCCAACCCGAGCCAUCCAUGAACUCAGUGAAGACCCAUUUUGCGCUUUGCUUUUCCGGUGUGAGAAUGAGAAGAGCGAUGCAGAUGCAUACCGAGGCGACGACUAGU
Messenger RNA from Periconia digitata, 455 nucleotides. Lineage: Eukaryota; Fungi; Ascomycota; Dothideomycetes; Pleosporales; Periconiaceae. The record is from the annotation of a GenBank genome assembly.